AUGCAAUAUUUACAAUUUUUUGUCGUAAGUGCAGUAUGUAAUGAGAUCUCUUUAAAAAACUAAUAAUUUGUAGUUGAUGAUAAUAACAGUGAUGCAGGAAGUUUAGUUUCAAUAUUAAUUCAUUCUACUUUUGGCUCCGUUUUUCUAAUAUUUUCAGCAGCUUUAUUAUGGUACAAUGAAAGAAGAUCAGCGAUUACAGAAUAUCGAUUAGUGAAUAUGAGAAAAAUAUGUAAAAAUGGAGAAUGUCAUGAAAUCGAUCAAGAAUUGAAUGGUGAACUUAUUCAUAUGCAAGGUAAUAAAAUAUGAAAUUUUAUUAGGAUAAACUACUACAGAUUAAAUUCUAGAAGAUAAUGAAUUUGGAAUAUCUUUGGCUUCAUGUAUUUAAUUAAAACGACACGUGGAAUAGCUAUAAUUUAUAAAAAUUGAGUUUAAAAAUAGAUGCUCUCCAUCAACAUAUAUNAUUUUCGCCAAUCAUCUUACAAUAUCAAAAUUGCAUUAAAUAUGA
Molecule: messenger RNA, 505 nt
Organism: Paramecium sonneborni
Lineage: Eukaryota; Ciliophora; Oligohymenophorea; Peniculida; Parameciidae
Source: the annotation of a GenBank genome assembly